AUGUCUAUUAAAGAUAAUUCAACAUUCAAACUUCUAAAGAAAGAACACCAAAAAUCUAUAAAAACUGAACACCGGGUCUCCAAUGUACAGACCUAUUUAGAGUGUGACAUUAUACCGAAAGGCUUUCAGAUAAAUGUUACACCUAACAUAGGGCCAAUCUCCAAACGCUUCCAGGAACGCUGGGACGUUAUUACAAGGAGAUGUUCUAAACAAUUGAUGUCACUCUGUCUUUCUUGGGAUAUCCACAAGUUAGGACAAUUGAAGAGUGAGAUCAAGUCCUUAGAAUCAUCCCUCAACGAUAUCAUGUCCCAGGCCGAUCUUGACGAAGCCCAUAAUAUUAUAGACACCUAUAAUAUGGCCCUAACAAACAAAGUCAACAAGACUCAAAAAAAGAAAUUUCUCCGCGACAGUGUUCCACAGUCUAGGAACAACUGGUCAGAGGUCAGAGUUAACAAAACACGUAAACCCCGCUCGAGACGCUUCAAACGCAUUAAGACAAUCGCGAGGGACGGACCCAUACAAACUCCUGACGUCUGCCCAGUGCUCAGUACAUCUAGUGCUCCUCUCUCCGAAUCGGAGACCUCACUUCUCUCAAAGGGGCUAAAUUUCUGCCCCACGCUACAUGAGGUCGACGAAAAACAAGUCAGAGAGGACACCCGAGCAUUCUUCCGGAGACUUCGUUUGAAGGAGCACUUCUCUAGAAAAGACUUCGCAAAUUCAUACGACUCUUCCAAGCCAGAUUUACACGACCUAGAGGAACACAAACUCUAUAAGCCCAAGAGUGCACCGGGCAAGUGCGGCGCGCUUGAGUCGUAUAUUGACGCCGUUGAAUCAGACAUAGAAAAGCUCCUUUCAAUGCCAGACAAAACUCCCGACAAUUUGAGUAAGGAGGAGAGAUCUGCCUUACAAUCAUUUAAAAAUCGGGAUGACAUUGUAAUUAAGAAAGCAGACAAAGGCUCUACAGUUGUAGUAAUGGAUACAGAGACUUACAUGGCGGAGGCCCAAAGACAACUCUCAGACGAACGUUUCUAUAAGAAACUGGACUCUGACCCUACUAAAGAAUUCUCCACCACCAUUACCAAAACUCUUGACGAUAUGUUUGAGAAAAAUGAGAUUGGUAUCAACGUCUAUGAGACCUUAAAUCCUAUUGACUGUAGAACAGGACAAUUCUAUCUGCUUCCUAAAAUACAAAAAGAAGGCAUGCCAGGUCCACCCAUAGUCAGCGCAAUAGGACACCCCACGGAGAAAAUUUCUGAAUUCAUUGAUUUACAUCUCCGUCCACACGUAGAAAGUUUGCCAUCCUAUCUUAAGGACACUACGGACUACAUUAACAAGACGCCCUCUACUGGCCUCCCAGAUCAUACUCUCCUCGUGACUAUGGACGUCACAUCUUUGUACACAAAUAUUCCGCACGAUGAGGGUAUCGACGCCUGUAGAGAAGUCUGGGAUAGUAGAUCCAUACAAGUUCCUUCUACCGAGUCCCUUGCUAAGCUCCUUGAACAUGUUCUCAAAGCAAGGGCAUAA
Molecule: messenger RNA, 1524 nt
Organism: Saccostrea cuccullata (small rock oyster)
Lineage: Eukaryota; Metazoa; Mollusca; Bivalvia; Ostreida; Ostreidae
Exons: 2
Coding region: 1-1524 (507 amino acids)
Source: RefSeq, a predicted model, not a curated record